UUCCAUUGCUUGCGCUUGCACAAGUUGGCAGCCAAAGAACUAGACAAUGAAAAACGUUGCAGGUGUCUACCCCCGAUGUAAGAUUUACCAUUGGUCUAAUACCUAAAUAUUUUCCUCCAGGAUUUCCGCAUGCUUUCCUUCUGCCAGAGCUAGACUGGAGUCCUAGGCGUCAAAAUGGCUGCCCAAGUUGACGUAAAGAACUAUUUCAAAAUAGUCAUCAAAGGAGCCAGUAACAAGUGGGAGGAGCUUGCGGAUGAGCUGGGGUUCGACGAUAACGAGAUAGGUGUCAUCCGAGACUUGAAGCGAGACGAUGACCGCAGGUGCAAGGAAAUGCUGACCAGGUGGAGAAACAGGAAGGGACGUGACGCUACUCUACAGGUUCUGAAGAAGGCACUCAUCGACAUUGACCAAGCGAUGGUAGCACAGAGCUUAAAUGGUGAAAGCGGCAUUCCUGUUCCACCGGAAAGCGGCACUGCUGUUCCACCGGGAAGCGGCGCUGAUGUUCCAUCCAGCAGCGGCGCUGGUGUUCUACUAGGAAGCGGCGCCGAUGUUCCCCUUGGAAGCGGCGCUGGUCCAAAACGAACCAUCUUGUUGGUCAACGACGAGUAUGGCACCUCCAAGGGGGGAGUUUCUACCAUCAACUACCAGGCGGGCCAAAUGCUGAGCGCCGCAAACGCAACCGUGUACGCCACAGCCCUGUGGGUGCCGAAACGAGACCAGGAGGCAGCAGACAGGGACGGCGUGAUGCUGAUAGGCCCAGAUCUGCUAGGUAAGAAGGACGAGCCAACUUUAGACUGGCUGACCUACUACCACGGAGUCCACUACCCAAACCUCCCAAAGCACGUCGACUGCAUCAUCGGUCAUGCUCCCAUAACAAAUACGGCGGCACGAAACAUCUGGGAACAGCGCUACCCACUGGCAGACCUCAUGUCGUUCAACCACGUCCUACCCGAGGAUACAGAGUACUACAAGGGAGGUCGGAAGCCCAUGGAAGCAUGGAAGAAAGAGGAGGAUAUCCUUGAUAAAGUCAAUAACGCACUGGCAGCUUUCUCGGUGGGCAAACGGAUCUAUGACCACUUCGACACCAUGUACAAGGCAGACAAGAAACCGCGGAGUCACUACAUCUUUCUCCCGAAGCCAUCCGAGAUAUUUAUGGACACCAAUGUGAGUCCUGGAGGAGAGCAAAAAGUCGUCUUGUGUAUCGGCAGGGUGAGGAAGGUGGAGAAGCUGAAAGGUCAUGACCUCGCAGCAGAGUCCAUGGGACAGGCGGUGAAGGAGGUCAAGAACGCCAGGUUACGCGUGCGCGGCAUCAACGAGGAUGAUUGGGAGGCGAGCAAGAAGAUCCUGGAGAAAAACCUGAACAGCCCCGAUUUGAACCCCACCCUCCUGCCGUACGGAACACAAGAGGACAUCAGGAAGGACAUGAUGACAGCCCACCUGGUCCUGAUGCCGUCCCGCUCCGAGCCGUUCGGACUGGUCGGCCUGGAGGCCAUCGCGGCGGGCAUUCCCGUCCUCAUCUCAAACCAGACCGGCCUGGCAGAGAUGAUCAUGGACCUGAUCAAACAGAAGAAAAUCAACGACGAGCACAGGCACGUCAUCGUGGCGACCAGCGUGAACGACUCUGACCGAGCCGGCGAUGUGAAGAGGUGGGCUGAAAGAAUCGUGGACAUCCUCAAGUACAGCGACUCGGCGUUCAAGAAAGCUGCCAGGUUCAAGCGGGAGCUGGUGGAGUCAAGGUACUGGGAGGAAUCCCACCGCACCUUCCUGCAGGCCUGCGGCAUCUCAACUUGAGCUGCACAUCAUUAGAGGUCACGGGACAACAGUGGACACGGUGAACGCAAUAAUCCUAAAUUUUACCUUCUGUCUAAUGCCAAAACCAAUACAGAUUUGGUGCCAUUAUGUCUACGUUAGGCCUACGUCACAUUUCCAAACCGAGGCCCGGCAGGGCAGCUUUCGGGAACGAAAUACACAAUAAUAGUUGUGAGCAUUAUAUCUGUAUAUUUUUUACGCAUACAUCUCUAUUUGUCAUUUCCACAAACAGCCCGGCCAGGCCCCGGUUUGGAAAUGUGACGUUAGCCUUCGCAGGCCAAAGGUUUAUUAUUGAGUUAUUUCGGAUAGUAAACACAUGUUGCCAAAUCCAAAGCCAGCUUCAGUGAAACUCAUCAAAUUGCCUUUUUUGCUGCUGCCCACCCAAAUGUCAAGGAUCAGGACAGCUAAAUUUGAGUCACGCAGUACACCUGUAUCAGGAUGUUAAGCUUUACUUUCAUGCUACAUGUACUUCAAUUGUUAGGUGCUCCAAGACGAGUAGAUGAUGUACACUAUCAGCAAGUUGUACCAAUUCAUAUGGAUGAGUAGACUAUAGUUUUAGGUAGCUAGCUGUAAAAUGGUUGUAAUCAUCACUGGCAAGGAGAUUCUGUUUCCAUGUUUUCUUUGUUUGAAAGCAGGAAAUUAACUUACGAAUUCUUAGAAGCAAGAAGGUUAUGUCUUAGUUUAGGGAGACAGUGGUUAGAUGUUAUCAUAAGUGAUUCCGGAUUUCAAAGAAACUAAAACCAUUUCAAGACGAAUUAUUGAUCGAAUCCAAUCGUACCUUUAUUUCAAACUAUCUUUAGAAUAGGUAUAAUCACUUGGGGAAAAAAGACUGCCCAUACUGACCAGGUAGAGAUCUCCAAGUUUCCUUUCAUAAGGAACUAUAACUGAGAAGGGAAUGGAAUAUUAAUUUUUUCUACAUUUAAUACCAGAGAUAAUAUUGCCUACUGGGAGCACCUUUGUAAUGCUAACAGGAUUGAAUACAAUAUCUUUGGAAA
Messenger RNA from Branchiostoma floridae (Florida lancelet), 2804 nucleotides. RefSeq lists its product as uncharacterized. Gene Ontology annotation, molecular function: protein binding. The transcript is spliced from 4 exons. Gene Ontology annotation, cellular component: cytoplasm. Bases 175 to 1791 code for a protein of 538 amino acids. Lineage: Eukaryota; Metazoa; Chordata; Leptocardii; Amphioxiformes; Branchiostomatidae. The record is from RefSeq and is a predicted model, not a curated record. Gene Ontology annotation, biological process: signal transduction; apoptotic process; proteolysis.